AUGGAGGGGGGCAUGGAGGAUGCUGGAUGGGGCAUGGAGGAUGGCAGCCAUGGAGCUGGUGCUGCCAGGCCCCACCUGUCAGGGACCCCCAGCCCGUCCCGCCUGGCGCUCCGGGCACGCCGGGCGGGAGCAGCACGUUCCCACCGCCGGGUGCGAUAUGACGGCGUGCCAAAGGAUCUCUGCGAGCUGAACAGGGGGGAAUAUCCUGGCAUAGAAUUUAAAAUUCCCGCGGGGCUGUGUCUCUGUCCCAGGGCGGGGGUGUCCCAGUCCCGGGGCGAUGCUCGUCCCGCCCCGCCGCUGCCGGUGUUCCCGCCCGGCUCGGUGGGUUGGGGGGUGCAGCCGGCCCGGCCCCCGGGCUCCCGGCGGGGAGGGCCGGGCCAGCCCCGCUCUGAUCCCUCCUCCUCCUCCUCCUCCUUCCCCGCCCGCCGCCUUUUCCCCGCCGCCGCCCGCCGGGCGCAUCCCAGCGGACUCUGUCGGGACUCAGGGCGGCGGCGUUCGCCGCCGGCCAUGGCCGUGCCCGCCGCUCUGCUCAGCCCGCACCACCUCCUCUCCUUCUGCUUCCCCGCCUCCGCCGGCGGGCUCCUGGGCUAUGCCGACCUGGAGAAGGGCUACGAGGGCGGCGGCGGCGGCGAAGCGGGGGACUUUAGAGAAGCCACCCGGGACCUGCUGAGCUUCAUCGACUCGGCUUCCAGCAACAUCAAGCUGGCGCUGGACCGGCCGGUGAAGUCCCGGCGGAAGGUGAACCACAGGAAGUACCUGCAGAAGCAGAUCAAGCGCUGCACCGGCAUCAUCGCCGCCGCCGCCCCGCCGCCCGCCGCCUGCCCGCCCGCCGCCUGCCCCGCCCGGCCCGCGCCGCGCCGGGAGCCCGCGCCGGGCAGCAGCCUGCAGAGCAAGAGCCUGGCCGCCCUCUUCGGCUCCCUGCAGCGGGGCCGGGGCGCGGCGGGCGGCGCCGAGGCACGGGCGGGCGGCGCGGAGCGGGCGGCGGGCGGCCCGCGGAAGGUGCCGCUGCGGGACCGUAACCUGCCGCCCUCCUUCUUCACGGAGCCCGCGUUGCCCGGGCCCGCCGCCCGCGGGCCGCCCUCCAAGGAGCCGGAGAAGGGCGGCGGGGCGGGCGGCGCCGAGGCCACCGAGUUCCUGGAGCUGCUGUGCCCCGAGUACGGCGCGCUGCUGCCCGAGCACGCCGCCCCGAGCGACGCCUUCGGCGGCCGGCUGCCCGCCGAGCUGGGGCUGGAGCACGGGCUGUACGAGCUGCCGCUGCCCGCCGGGCCGCACCCGCUGCUGGGCGGGCUGCUGUACCCCGAGCCGCCCUGGAGCCCGGCCGCGCCCUGCAGCCCGCCCAGGAAGGCGCCGCCCGAGCCGCUGCGCCCCAUCUACCCCGGCGGCGGCGGCGCCGAGCCCGUGCCCGGCAGCGAGGAGCCGGGGGGACACCUGCCCGCGGGGUUCGCCCCCUUCUUCCCCGAGUGCCCGCUGCCCCCGCCGCAGCCGCCCUACGACUACGGCGGCGGGUACCACCGCGGGGCCUACCCCGGCCUCUAGGGCCGCCGGCGCCC
Melozone crissalis (California towhee) is the source of this 1550-nucleotide messenger RNA. It is a transcript of the gene FAM181B, whose product is annotated as family with sequence similarity 181 member B. The record is from RefSeq and is a predicted model, not a curated record. Lineage: Eukaryota; Metazoa; Chordata; Aves; Passeriformes; Passerellidae.